AUGUGCAAGAAAGCCACCUGUGCGACCUGCCAAAAGGCUACCUGGUGGGGUUGCGGAAACCACGUGCCAUCUGUCUUGGAUAGUAUUCCCAAGGAGGAAUGGUGUCAGUGUGAACCUCAGGUGGAGAAGGAGGGCAAGAAGUACCCGCCAAUGGGCAAGAUUGAUUGA
Molecule: messenger RNA, 168 nt
Organism: Aplosporella prunicola CBS 121167
Lineage: Eukaryota; Fungi; Ascomycota; Dothideomycetes; Botryosphaeriales; Aplosporellaceae
Exons: 3
Coding region: 1-168 (55 amino acids)
Source: RefSeq, a predicted model, not a curated record